UUAGUUUUUUCCCUCUCCCUUGCUUGGUUGAAUUUCAUAUAGGCUACAGUGGAUCUUUUCUCAAAGCUUUAUAAACACAUUUUUUGAUACUACAACUAAUUGAGAGAGCACUGAUUACUGAAAGGAUUUUUUUUUUUUGUAAGCAAGAUAUUUAAUUUGGCCAUUACAAUGGCAGAAGAAGUUUCAGAUUGCCAUGAGCUUCGGUUAGUGUUGUUAGGAAGUUUUCAUAGUGGUAAGAGUAAAUUGGCACACUCAUUUUUAAACAUUAACUAUCAGUCUGACCAAAUGACCACACAGUGUGUGAAGAUGGAAGGACACAUACAUGGCAGGAAAAUCAUUCUUGUGGACACCCCAGGCUGGUGGAAAUGGUUUCAGUUAUGUGACUACCCCGAGCGUCUGAAAGCAGAGCUUAUUAAAAGCACCACUUUCUGUCCACCGGGACCUCAUGUUUUUCUUCUGGUGAUAGAGGUUGAAUUCUCUUUCUCAGAAAAGCACAGAAAAGUAGCCGAGGACCAUAUGGAGCUUUUUGCUGGCGACAUUUGGAAUCACACCAUAAUAGUCUUCACAAAACUCAAACAUUUGGAUGACAAAACUAUAGAGCAGUAUGUCGAACGUGAAGGGGAAAAUUUAAACAAGCUUACUCAAAAAUGUGGAAACAGAUAUGUUGGCUUUGACAGUGACCUUGAUAUAGAAGGUUCUCAUGUGAAGGAACUAUUUGGGCAGAUAGAGAAACUUGUUGCUGAAAACAAUGGCCGCUGUUUUGAAGCUGAUGCAACAAGGCUGAUGGAUAUGAAGAUUAAAAUGAAAAAUGUGGAAGAGAAAGCAGCUGUCAGAGAACUCAAAGUUUUGAAGAAGAGAAGGAAACUGGAGGAAAUUAAAAAUGCAGAUGCAAAGCAUAGUUCCACACCUCUGAACAUUGUGCUGCUGGGUUGGGUCUUAUCAGGCAAGACAUUAAGUGCCAGUGUCAUCCUGGGUGCUGAAACUUCAUUUGACAGGACUGUGAAGUGUGUGAGAACAUGUGGCGUGGUGAAUGGAAGACAGAUCACUGUGGUGGACACACCAAGCUGGUGGAAGUUCCUUCCUCACCAACUGAAUGCAGAUUCAGUGAAAACUGAGAUUUUGAAGGCAAUGGCUUCUUCUCCCCAUGCAGUCCUCUUGGUUAUACCAGCAGACACAUCAUUUUUGGAAGAGCAGAUGGAAGUCAUAUUAGAAAACGUGAGACCACUUGGAGAAAAUGUCUGGAGGCAAACCAUAGUGCUCUUCACAUUUGGAGAAUCAUUGGGAAAUAAAUCAAUUGAAUAUCACAUUGAAAGUGAAGGGGACGCCCUUGUGAGACUCGUUGAGAUGUGUGGAAACAGAUAUCAUGUGUUUGAGAGCAUGAAAGAUGAUCGCACCCAAGUAAAUCAGUUAAUGGAGAAGAUUGACGAAAUGAUGGUGGAAAAUGCUCUUCUGAACAGCAGUGAAGAACAUCAGGGAAAGAAAAGGACGUUUCAAGAAAGUGAAACACUAUCAGAGUGGCUUCGAGUUGAGGAUGUAAAGAAAUUACUUAAUGAAGAAUGGGACAGGAGUGACAGUGUGAUGAAAGAGAUGUUGAAAACCAUGAGCCCACACAGAGUUGGCAGAAGAGAAGGGAGCAUAACUUUACCUCCCACUUUUAGUGGAGAAGAAAUAAAUCCAGCAUUACUUGUCAACAAACACCAGCUAAAAGAUGCACUUGAGAGGGAAUGGAAUCGCCGGGAUGCAUUUAACAGCUCUAGAAUGCAAAAACAACGGGACGACUAUACAGAGACGUCGUUAUGUGGCGAUGAAGAGGGUAUAAAGAUGUCUUUGUCCAGAGUGGAAAGAUGGCAGAGGCAUCAUUUUUCAGACUAUGGAAGUGUUUGAUGAAGCUAUGAUGAACUAGACAAACCUGAGUAGGAUAGUAAUGAAUAAUUAAAUGGCUAAGGCUAUUUGAAAAUGUAUUGUUUUAUUUUUGUCAUGCAGUUGUUAAAAAUCACAAGUGCAGUAGUCACUUUUACAGUAUUUUUCAUAAAUAUCACUAAAUACUUCCACAAGUUGUUAAACAAAUUUACUGUUGUUUAUCAUUGUUUUUAUUGUCUUACAUGUAAUUGAUCAGUAUUAACAAACACAAAGUAUUUAUGCAUAGCAAGCCACACUCUUAAAAAUAAAGGUGCUUUAAAAGGUUCUUCACACCGAUGCCAUAGAAGAACCAUUUUUGGUUCCUCAAAGAACCAUUCAGUCAAAGGUUCUUUAAAGAACCAUCUCUUUCUUACCUUUUUAUAAUCUGAAGAAUCUUCUUUCGCCACAAAGACACUUUUGUGAAACAGAAAUAUUCUUCAGAUGUUAGUUUCUGUAGAACCAUUUACACAAAAAAGGU
Labeo rohita (rohu) is the source of this 2377-nucleotide messenger RNA. RefSeq lists its product as uncharacterized. Bases 169 to 1884 code for a protein of 571 amino acids. The transcript is spliced from 5 exons. Gene Ontology annotation, molecular function: GTP binding. NCBI's taxonomy places the organism in Eukaryota, Metazoa, Chordata, Actinopteri, Cypriniformes, Cyprinidae. The record is from RefSeq and is a predicted model, not a curated record.